AUGUUCUCCAGAGCUCUUUCCGCCCCUCGCGUGGCGCUCCGCCGGGCUGCUGUCGCUGCUGCUCCCGUUCGCCUGGGCGCCGUCGCUGCCGCUCGCUCCGUCACCACCGAUGCCGCCUCUGCGUCUCUGAGCGCCAAUGUUCCCGAGUCCGAGGAUGAGCACUUCCUCGUCAACCUCUCUGACGAGAGCUUCGAGACCUACGAGCUUGACCCCCCUCCCUACACCAUCGAGGUGUCCAAGAAGGAGCUGAAGCAGAUGUACUACGACAUGGUCAGCAUCAGGCAAAUGGAAAUGGCCGCCGACCGUCUGUACAAGGAAAAGAAGAUUCGUGGUUUCUGCCACCUGUCCACCGGCCAGGAGGCCGUCGCCACCGGCAUUGAGCACGCUCUCACCAAGGAGGACGACAUCAUCACUGCCUACCGCUGCCACGGCUUCGCCUUGAUGCGUGGCGGCACCGUCCGCUCCAUCAUCGGCGAGCUUCUGGGCCGCCGUGAGGGCAUCGCCUACGGCAAGGGUGGCUCCAUGCACAUGUUCUCCAAGGGCUUCUACGGCGGCAACGGUAUCGUUGGCGCCCAGGUCCCUGUCGGUGCUGGCCUGGCGUUUGCCCACAAGUACAACGAGAACAAGAACGCCUCCGUCAUUCUCUACGGUGACGGUGCCUCCAACCAGGGCCAGGUCUUUGAGGCCUUCAACAUGGCCAAGCUCUGGAACCUCCCCGCCCUUUUCGGCUGCGAGAACAACAAGUACGGUAUGGGUACCUCUGCUGCCCGUUCGUCGGCCCUGACCGACUACUACAAGCGUGGACAGUACAUCCCCGGUCUCAAGGUCAACGGCAUGGACGUCCUCGCCGUCAAGGCCGCCGUCAAGUACGGCAAGGAGUGGACCACGUCCGGCAAGGGCCCCAUGGUUCUCGAAUACGUCACCUACCGCUACGGUGGUCACUCCAUGUCCGACCCCGGCACGACGUACCGCACUCGCGAGGAGAUUCAGCGCAUGCGCUCCACCAACGACCCCAUCGCCGGCCUCAAGCAAAAGAUUCUCGACUGGAAGAUUACCAGCGAGGACGAGCUCAAGAAGAUUGACAAAGAGGCCCGCAGCCACGUCGCCACCGAGGUCGCCGCCGCCGAGGAGAUGGUUGUCCCCGAGGCCAAGCCCCAGAUUCUGUUUGAGGACAUUUACGUCCCCGGCUCCGAGCCCCAGUACAUCCGUGGCCGCACCAACGACGAGAACUACUACUUCAACUAA
Messenger RNA from Akanthomyces muscarius, 1245 nucleotides. RefSeq lists its product as uncharacterized. The coding region runs from base 1 to 1245 and encodes 414 amino acids. The transcript is spliced from 4 exons. NCBI's taxonomy places the organism in Eukaryota, Fungi, Ascomycota, Sordariomycetes, Hypocreales, Cordycipitaceae. Gene Ontology annotation, biological process: pyruvate decarboxylation to acetyl-CoA. The record is from RefSeq and is a predicted model, not a curated record. Gene Ontology annotation, cellular component: intracellular membrane-bounded organelle. Gene Ontology annotation, molecular function: pyruvate dehydrogenase (acetyl-transferring) activity.